Molecule: messenger RNA, 2098 nt
Organism: Cryptomeria japonica (Japanese cedar)
Lineage: Eukaryota; Viridiplantae; Streptophyta; Pinopsida; Cupressales; Cupressaceae
Product: GCN5-related N-acetyltransferase 10, chloroplastic
Exons: 4
Coding region: 851-1819 (322 amino acids)
Biological process (GO): mitotic sister chromatid cohesion
Cellular component (GO): cytoplasm; NatA complex
Molecular function (GO): N-acetyltransferase activity
Source: RefSeq, a predicted model, not a curated record
CUUCUAUCAUUCCAACAUUGAAUUUUUAAGCAGAUAAGUUAAAUAUAGAAUUUGCAAGCUUCUGAUUCAGGUUCGGAUAAGUAGCAUUUUUUUGUGUUUUCUCAUUGUCAUGCUGCCCAGACCGCCUUAUCUUCUGUUUUCUGUAAAUUAUUUACCUGUUUUGAGUCUUGAAAAUGCUGCACAAGUUAUGAUGGGAUAGCCUGAGUUCCUGUGUGCUAUGCACAUAAUCAUAUCGUUUCUAUUCUACUUGAGUCUCAAAUUAUAAGGUGGAUUAAUGUUUAGCAACUCCCCAUUUUAUUUUUUCCAGACCCAUGUAUACAGGGGUAAUUGGAAUUCAAGGAGCUUAAGUCUUUUGUAAAGAAUCAAAAUUAGGCCAAUGGAGGACUGUUUCUGGUAAUGGAUGAAUUAGGGCAUAACCUGUAAUGCCGUUUUGUGAAGGUCAUUUCAAUAUAGAAUCAGGUAAAGUGAACUGGAUCAUCGGUUUUUGGAAGAGCUCGCUACAUACAUAAAGGAAGUUGUAGUAUAUUUAGGAGAAAUAAGUGUUCCAAGAACUAAUAGACUCUGUUCUGUCAUGAUUUGCUCUUAUUAAUUAAUUUGUUCUCUUAAGGAGCCCUUAGGUUACAGGAAUUGUCUUCUUUGUCAGUUACAGAAGUAUAAAUUACAUUAAAAGCACGAAUUCAGUCUGACUUUGAAUUGCUGUCGGUCAUAGAGCUGAAUUGCUUUGUAUGAAACCACUUACCUAUGGCUAGUAUUUAAAUGUCCCACAUUUUCAUUCGAGGUACUUGGGCUUGGUCAUCUGUUGUACUCGUUUUAUGAAUCUGUAUAGCCUUGUUAUUGAAAGCUGAUCAAUAUGAUUAACAUGGUCCAAAUGAAAGUAAGCCACGCCUUUACGACACAAGUACGACUGGGUGACUCGUUGAAUAGAGAUAGGAAUUUUUUAUCAAUUCCCACUGAUUUUCAACAUUUAAGUAGCCUGCAUUUUUGGAGUUUAAAGAGCGUCAAAACAUUACUGAGACCGGUUAAAGUGUUCAACAAGAGUGAUUUCUCACCCUUAGUAAGAAAUUCUAUAAUAAGCUUUUCUGGGUCAACCGCAAACAGAAGUAAACAGGGAUCAUUGAAGCAUUAUGCUAGAAAUGUGACCGUUGGAAUAAGAAAAGGAUUACAAGAAGCUAGGGCUUCAACAUCAGCUGUAGAAGAGAAGGAAUUAAAGUAUUUGGUAAGUGACUAUGGAUGGAGAGUGAGGCUUUUAACAACAGAAAAGGAGGAGAUGGAUGCAGUAGCAGAUAUUCAAUCUGCAGCCUUUUACAGUCCAGCUCCAAUUUGGGACAGCUUUUUCUACAUGAUUUUUAAGGCAGAAGUACUCGGUGCUCUCUUGUACAAGCUUAGGAAUUCACCACCAAACAGGUAUGCUUGCUUGGUUGCUGAAACUGAUUAUGAUACUACGGAUCAUGGAAUGGCCAAUAAAACCAAGCAGGAAAUAGUUGGUGUCGUGGAUGUUACAGCAUAUACAGAUAAGGAUGUCCUGUUCCAUUUAGGAGGAGCAGUGGAAUAUCUCUAUGUUAGUGGUAUAGCUGUUGGAGAGAACUACAGGAGGAGAAAGGUUGCAACAGUUCUACUUAAAGCAUGUGAUUUUAUGGCAUUUCUCUGGGGUUUUGAGUAUCUAGUCCUCCGAGCAUAUGGAGAUGACGUUGCUGCAAGAACCUUGUAUAGCAGGGCAGGCUACCAAGUUGUCUCGCAAGAUCCACCUUGGGCAAGUACUUGGAUAGGGAAAAAACAACGCGUCCUCAUGGUUAAGAGGGUUUCAAAUGACAAAUUGUAGCGCUUAUAUACCAUGCCAGUGUAACAAUGAAGUUUGAGCACCUUAAAAAGUUAAAAAGGAUAAAAGCCAAUUCUCAAUGUAAAAGUAAAUGUAUAAAAUGCAGUCCAAGUUGUAAAGUUUGCCUUACCUGAAAGUUCAUUUGGGCCGUCUUGUUGCUUCGAAGGUUAGUUACAGCUUUUUUCAUUGAGGCCAGAGAGUUCUAGGCUUUCAUUGUUGAACGCAAAACGGUGGUUGAAAACUUAAAACAUCUAUAAUUAUAUGGGCAUUUUUUUAAAUUGA